Messenger RNA from Symbiodinium natans, 2229 nucleotides. Lineage: Eukaryota; Dinophyceae; Suessiales; Symbiodiniaceae. The record is from the annotation of a GenBank genome assembly.
AUGGUUGGUGGCAGCUGGCCAUCCGUGGUGACCUUUCUGCGCGUCUUCCAUGGCGCUCUGACUGACUUGGAUGAGGUGUUCCUCCCUAGCUAUUACCACUUCUGGCCACUCCAGGACUUUUGGCCGAACACUGCGCUGGUGCUUGUUUGGGAUGAGGAGUCGGAAGAGGAUCGGCGUGUGGCCGGACGCCUGCAUGCGAAGUGGGACGCCCUCUUCGCGGCGAAAGAGGGCGCGGCAGGCAACCUCGAGCAGAGGAAACGCAGCUCGAGUUGGAUUGACCUUUUUGAGGGAAAGCCGCCGCCAAACAUGGUCUGCGACGUGAAGAAGCAGGGUGGCACAGAUCGUGUGUCCAACUAUGGUUACAUACGGCAGGCAAACUCGUUCUACGAGGCCGAUCAGACACUCCUCCGGAACUCGGCUUUUGUCCUCAGCCAGACCAAGAUUGACCUGGACAACGAUGACGUUUUCAUUUUGCUGUGUGACUCUGAUAUGGCCUUCGUUGCCCCGGCACAUCCGCGCUCCCUUUUCGACCACAGGAAUGCCACGGGCCAAGCAGUGUUUCAGCCCCGUCUGCUGGGUGUUUGGGGGCGCUCCGCCGAGGGCGGAAUCUCCCAAGAGACCAAUUUCCAGAGCACACCUUCAGUGGCCACCUUUAUGGAUCAGCAGCCAUGGCUGGUUCGGCUUCGGGACUUCGCGCAGAUUCGCGAGCGCAUUCGGCAGGCCGUCUUCAGCAACGUGCACCGGUUCUUCAUCGCCGACGCCCGAAAAUUCUGGCCCCAGGACUGGCCAGGGUUGGAGGACGUACCCGUGGCGCUGGUGCGCUGGACGGGGAUUAGUGGGGCAGAGAUGACUGAGCUUAUCCGAUUUCAUACCCACAGGCCUGCGCGCCCUUUGAGGUCCUUCUACAAGCAGCCAGACAUGCGCACUGGGGAGUUACCUUUCAAAGACAUGCAGAUUGCAUGGCUCGAAAGCGUCAACAUGUCACAGGCACCAGAGCGACGUGAGCCUACGUUUGAGAGCUUCAGCUUCUCCACAGCAAUGGGGCUAGUAUGGAGAUGCGCGCAUAUUACCCAAGUGCUCUCGCUUCAUGAUCGCAGCGCAUCCAACGCCAACGUCCUGCUGAACAAUCUGUUCUGGAUGCCGCAGAAGCGCAACUACAGCUGGUACUUCCGGAGGCUCACCAGCCUUCCAGAUCCCGUUUUGCAAAGUACCAUGAAUAAGGCCAGAUCUGGUGGCUUUCCAGUAGACUCGAGGUUGGAAAAGUGGUACCAAGAGUAUGUAGCCAGCAAGUUCAAAGAGCCGGCGCUGGUCCAGUCCUUCCCGCUCAGCCGCUUCCACCUCUCAGUGCUUCGCCAGCAUGACCUCUCCACACCCAAGGGUGCCAGGCGGGCGGCAUGGGCUUUGUCCCGCUCUGCUGGCUCUGCUGGCUCUGCUGGUGUGGCAUGCAAGGACCACCCGCAUGGCCACAAAAUCCUGGUGCACUGGAAUGCAGUGAAGACAGCACGCCAAGAGGCGCGUGAGAAGUUCGGGGGUGAAGUGAUUGAAGUGAAUGAAGUGAAUGCGACUGAGACGUUCAUGCCACAGAGCCGCUAUGCUCUGCUCCAGAUUUGCUUGUAUGAUGCUCUUUGGAGUGGCAUCUGGGGUGCCGAGUCACCAGAGCUGGGCAACCCGAGCGGAGCGGACUCGCUGGGCCUAGGCUUCGGACGGCGACUUGCCGAGCAGUGCUGCGCCCACUUCCCCAGCCGCUGGUGCAAGAAUCGCACAGGCGACAGAAGCCCCCGAGCUCGUUGGAUCCACGUCUUCCCCCAAAUUUGGGGCGAGAGAUGCCCAGCCUCCCGAAGGGACCAGGCGGUCUGGGAGUGCCCCACUGCGAAGAUCUUUGAGGAGGAGGCCUUCUGGCGGGUGGCGAUGAUCUUAAACCAGCACCUUCUCAGGAACCCCUUCUUUGGCCAGCCCUGUGAGCUACAGGUGUGGGAGUCUCCGGAGCUCCUCUUGGACCGUUUGUACCUUUCCUCGCUGGACGAGACCCUCUUGGACUCCAGUGUCUCUCCCGACCGGUCGGCUCAGUUCUCCCUGGGUGCAAGGAGCUUGAAAGUGGAGCGUGCACAUCAUUUCGGAACAGAGGGCGACUGUGACACCUUUGACCUGCCACAUGCACUGCAAUGCCACUACGAGAACUUGCGGGCUUUGGUGCGAGACCGCAAUGGGUGGAUGCAUUGGUUGCUAUAG